Messenger RNA from Cyphomyrmex costatus, 890 nucleotides. It is a transcript of the gene mRpS26, whose product is annotated as mitochondrial ribosomal protein S26. Lineage: Eukaryota; Metazoa; Arthropoda; Insecta; Hymenoptera; Formicidae. The coding region runs from base 80 to 772 and encodes 230 amino acids. The transcript has 3 exons. The record is from RefSeq and is a predicted model, not a curated record. Gene Ontology annotation, cellular component: mitochondrial small ribosomal subunit.
UUGGAGUAACAUAACCAAAGUUUGCCAAAACGGUGAAGUGACGAAAGAUUUGUGUUGUUAUUUCGAAACUUCUAGAACAAUGCAAACCUUGAGAAUAAUAAAUGUUAACACAUUAACAAUGGGUACUACAGGAUUUUGUGAGACUUUUAUUCCAAAUUCUGUCUAUACACAGUGUAUACGUUGGAAAAGGAAACCAAUUUGGCUGCCUACAGCAAAAUCUAAAAUGUUUCGAGUACCAGAAAGACCUGUCAUACCUAUGGAAGAUUACUUGGAGUUGAAGCGUUUAUAUAAUAAUUAUAGGACAUACAUAACAUCAUUUAAAGCACAUUUAAGGCAAAUUGUAAAAGAAAAUGAGACACAAUUUAGUGAGACAGUUAACGAAUUGAGCGAAGAAGAGGACUUUGAAGCCUGUAAUGCUAUAAACAAUGAGUGGAAUGCAGAAAUAGCAAACAUACGAGAGAUCAGGCUGGCAAAGAUAAAGGAAAAAAAAAAAAAUGCUGCUAUGGAGUAUAUUUUAAGGCAAGAGCAGAAACAAGAGAAACAAAAGAUAGAACUCAACGAAUGGGUUAAAAAGGUUAAAAAAGAAUCUGUCACGUUCAUCACUGCGGAGAACAUUGAUGCUGCGAUCGAGGAGUGUUUGACAAAUGUCGUUAAUCAUAAUCGUGCGUUGGAUUUGGAAGGGAAUUGGCAUGAAGGAAAGUAUCCUCCAAUCUCACCGAUUCCACCUGUAGAGGAGGAACAGAAACCAGUGGCCAUUGAACGACAAAAUUAAAUUUGAAAAUUUCAUAUUUAGACUGCUUGAGAAAGUAAAGUCAAAAUUUACUGGAUCUAUACUUUUUUUUUUCAAGUAGUCUAGUCUUUCACUGAAAUACUGAUAAUCGUGAUAAAAA